AUGCUGUUAACCUAUUUGGAAGCCAGCUGGGACCUUUGCGAGACGGACUCAGUUCUUUUUGGCGCCGCAGUGGCAGCUUGCCGUAUUAUUGGCGCCAAACUUCCCAUGGCUGGAUGCGCUACUAAACAAAGUAGCGCCAUCCCAGCCUGGAGAAAAAGAAUUGAGGACCGUAUCGCAAAGGCAAGGGCCCUUAUCGGCAGACUGAUAAGCUUCAGGUCGGGUAAUAAUAGACCGAGGGUUGUGCGCACCGUUAGAAUGGCGUUUGCUGGGACAAAUAUCAGUUUGUCCCAGCCGGAUAUCACGCAGAAACUAAUGGAGCGCAUAGACGACCAGAAGCAAAAGAUUGCUGCUUGA
Parnassius apollo (apollo) is the source of this 354-nucleotide messenger RNA. The record is from the annotation of a GenBank genome assembly. NCBI's taxonomy places the organism in Eukaryota, Metazoa, Arthropoda, Insecta, Lepidoptera, Papilionidae.